AGCUACCCUCUUCCGUGACACCUCUGUUACUUCAAAUACCUCCAGUGUCUGCAGAAAGAGGGAUGCCGAGGCUCGUUUUGUGUUAAAUUAACGCGUUAAAUCCAGUAUGGAGAGAUGAAUUCCGGCCUGUUUACGUAAAGAAGUGGCGGGAUGAUGUUUGCUGUUGACUGAAGUCCAAACCAAGAACCAAAAUGAAGAGGAGACUGCUUCAAGGUUUCCUGUCGGAAAUCUCCGUCCGGUUUGCUCUUCUGUUUGUGUUCCUCGUGACGGAGCAGCUCCCUCCUUUCUACCGGGAGAUCCAGGCCGAGGAAAUGUGGCUGUACAAGUUCCACCGCGUGGAGUCAGACCACGUACCAACCUCUCUCAUGUUUAGUGUGGCUGUUUUAACCCCCAUGAUUAUAAUCCUGGUUUUUAACCUGUUGAGAAAGUCGGAGCAUGGCGAUCUGAGAGAAGCGUCUCUUGCUGUGACUCUGACUCUGGUGCUCAAUGGAGUUUUUACCAACGUCAUCAAACUUGUUGUUGGCAGGCCGAGGCCAGAUUUCUUCUAUCGCUGUUUCCCGGACGGUCAGAUGAACUUGGAGCUGCGCUGCAGCGGUGACCCAGAUGUUGUCAUAGAGGGACGAAAAAGCUUUCCCAGCGGACACUCCUCCUUUGCUUUUGCAGGUUUGGGUUUCACAGCGCUGUACAUCGCAGGAAAGCUGCGCUGCUUCAGUCCGGCUGGCCAAGGCAGAGCAUGGCGGCUAUGUGCCUUCCUCACGCCUUUGCUCAUCGCAGCUGUAAUCGCUCUUUCCAGAACCUGUGACUACAAGCACCACUGGCAAGAUGUGUUAGUCGGGUCCAUGUUGGGUCUGGCCUUCGCCUGGCUCUGCUACAGGCAGCACUUUCCUCCGCUUCAGGACCCGGACUCCCACAAACCGAUCCGUCAGAGAGAGACUGUUCCCGCGGCGCAGGAGCGCAAGUUGGCCAACUCCAACUUCCUCCUGCCUCUGUAGAGCCGCUGCGACCUGAACACUUCCCACGGGAUUACAAGGAGAUCUGUGGAAUUACGGUUUUCAAAAUGGUUGGGAUGGAAACUUUGUUAGUGUUUAUAUUUAUUGUUGGUUAUUACUGCUGCAGCUUUUGAAGUUUCUAUGAUUGUGAAUGAAUGAAUUACCAAAUCAUUAACAGUUCUAAUUAGGCAAACUGAUAAGUAUCAUAACAUACCGGGUAUUUUAGUUUCAUGGUUCGACUUGAGUCUCCACCUGGCCCAGUACUGUGCCUUUAGGUUACAGCAAUUGAGACAAUUUAACUACACAACCACUGCUUAGCUGCGUUAGCCAUUAUUGGGUGACUUGAUUGUUUAUCUUGCAACUUUUUAAAAAAGCAGGUAUGCAGACACUAGAUCUAAUUUAUUUCCAUUAGUCUUUAUUCUUGACUGAAUAGAAGAUUUGUGGUUUUAAAGGUUUGUUCCAUUGCAAAGCAGAUCUUUUGAAUCUACUUCAGUGGUCUUCUGGUAUUGAAGUGGUCACAACACUGCAAAAACACAAAAACUUACCAAGUAUUUUUGAUCUAGUUUCCAAUCAGAUAUCUUAGUGAAAUAAGACUAAACUAACUUGCAAGUAACUUUUCAGCUACAUAUAGGAACUUGUUUUCAAUAAAUAAUCGCUUAAUAUUGAUGAAAAAUACUAGUUCCACUGGAGGAUUAUUUCUUAUAAUAAAAUAUUUUUUCCAUGCUAUAAGUCAAAUAAUUGACCAGUGGAAUUAGUAUAUUUUUUUAUCAAUAAUAAGGAAUUAUUGAUUUAAAAGAAGCUCCUAUAUCUUGCUAAAAAGUUACUUGUAAGAUAGUUUUGACUUAUUUCAAGUAUACUAUGAUAUCUAGACAAAAUAAUUCUUAAGAUUUGGUGUUUUUGUAGUGAUCAGAAACAUUACGCUCAGAUUUUUCUUUGUUCAUCAUUUUUGACUCAAAGUAGCCAAAGCACAACCCUGAAACUUUGCAGGAUAUUGCCAACUUUUUGUGAAAGUAUUUAUUUAUAUAUAAUUUUGCUUUGGAGGACAGCGACAUGCUGUAAAUUGAUCUAGAAGAAACUGGGACCUUUUAAGCUAGCGUUUUCCACAUCCUCUCAUAUACUGUAUAUAUAUCUCAUUUUGAUCAAAUUUUCCAAAAAAAAAUUUCUGUUCAGGUUUGUUACUUUAACACAAAGAUAAUGUUUGUAAAGCCUUUUUCUUGAAUUUCAAUAGGGCAGUGAUUUGUCCAGUGAGGAUUUCCAGGAGAAAUGCAGUGAAAUGUCAUCUUCUUCAUUUAGCUCAGACAUAGAGAAAGGAAGAAUUAUCAUUAAAGUAAAGCAUUUUCUUUCUUUAUUAGCUUAAAGCUCAUCAAAAACAUCUCCAAUCACAUUAACGGUCCGGCUGUUUACUCCCCGUUCUGUAUUGAAUUAUUGAUUUUUGUAUUCCUCGAGUAAAACUGUUCUAACGAAAUAAUGCUUUUGUUGGGAGAGGAAAAAUCCAUCCUUUUUAUCUUUGUUUAUUUCCCCAGUGCUCAACCUGUUGACAUAUCCCCAUUGAAAAUUACCACAAUCAGUCAUUAUUGUUUUUUUAUUAUUACUAUCAGUCAUAGAUUAGCAGGUUUAUGAAUAGGACUGUUACAGAUAAGGACAUGUAUCUGCUUAGAAAAGCAGUGAAAGGAAAAUCAUGAUUUAUGUUUCAUACUUUUUUUAUGUUCAUUUGCUCUGUGAUAUGAUAUUGUUAAGUGAAAACUUAGUGUAAACAGAGCUGAAUUAUAGGGAUCAUUUCAUGUGAAAAAGAAGAGAAAUGGGAGGAAAGUAAGUGGGAGUAAUUUUAGUAGUUUGUUUCCUUCAAAGGUAGAUUUGUGAUUUAGAUAGCACAGCGUUUUGACUGUUAGAUUUAUGCAGAUUUUAUUCCUUGAGGCUUAAGCCGCAAAAGUUGUUGGUUUCUUGAAUAAUUGAUGACUCAAAAUUAGUCGCACUGUUUUAUUAUCCAUUCGUUUUGUUAAAAGCUUAAUUACAGCUUCGUCAGCAGGACUCGUUUAUUGCUGCCUUUGUUUGUGUUGCUUUAAAUCUUUCUGUUUUGCUUUAGUAUUUCUUGAAUGCUUGCCAUUCACUGUUAGGUUGUUUGUGUUUAAUCUCUGGCUUCAUGUGCCAAACUCUUAGUACAACAAGCAAAUGUAGCAGCACCACGCUGUGCUUCAGAGUUACUAUAGUGCCUGCUGUACUUUAACUUUAGUCUCUGCUAUAGCUGAACAGCCCAAUGGAUCAUAUUGUUACAGGGUUUUAUGACUGUAAAGGGACUGUAAGGGAAACCUUCCCUUGUUUCAGUGAAUCUAACACUUACUGUAACUGUGGUUUUUGUUGACAGCUGGUUUUAUGAAUGAAUUGUGGGGGGUUUUCUUGAAGCCGAAGAGAAACGCUCCAUGAGUUCGUUUUUGGUAGUAGGCAUGGGUCGGAAAAUUUGCAUAAUGUGAUAACUUUAUGCAAAAAUACUACAAUUUCACUGUAAUAAACCAGAAUCUAACACAAAAAAAUUAAUUAUGAUCUGUUUUCUUAAUAUUUAAAAAGAAAAAGAACAAUUAAUAGUCCUGCUGAAAUGUUGAAUAAAAAAAUUUAGUAGGGAUUUUCAAGUAAAUGUGCCUACACAUUUUUGCAGGGUAAACUUAGUCAAGCUAUCUGCUCUGGGGCUAAUUAGUUGGUUUCCACACUGCAAAAAUCAGUUUUUAUUUUGGUGUUUGUUGCAACCAGAGAAAUGUUUUGAUUUUCUUCUAUAGAUGUAGCUUUCCUUCAGCUAGCUGACUGGCAGUGCAAAGCAACAGGUUGGAGAGGGGCAGAACUGAGUUAUUCCAUCUGCUCCAGCACGUUCUCUGACUUCUCACUCAAAUAAUCAGUUUUUAACCUUUUUUUUCCUUAACCUCUGCAUAGCUUGAUACCACUAGCCGACCCAUGCCUACUUGGUAGUGACUGUGGAACCAGAUCUUUGUACUGGACCCGACAGAGGUUGAACCUCUCCUGCUGGUCAGGUGCUGCAAAAAGCCAAAAUGAAAAUCUCACUUCUCAUCUACUUUAGUUUUUCAAAAAAGGAAACUGUUUACCUGUGUUUUGUUUUUUUUUGCUUCGUUUUGUCCAGUUUUACUGUUACUUUUAUUAUUUUUCUGUAACGUUUUUGUGCUGUUGCUUAAUUUUGCUCGAGAUGUCAUCCUUUCUGUUACUCUACUCAUUGUAUUUCUUGUGUUGGACCUUUUGUUACAAUCUGUGUAAAACCAGCCAAAGUUUGCAGGUUCAGAGCACGUCUGUGAGAAUCACAGCACUCCGAUCAGACUUGUCAGAAAAUGAGUGACUUUGUGCCUUUGUUUACCGCGUUACUUUACAGAUCCACGCCUCGCACCAUGAGCUCACCCUGGUAUUUUACAUGUACAGAACUCUGUGUUUCCAUGUGGCAUGCUGCCUUUCUUUACCUCAGUACAAAAAUGUUCAAGUGUUAUUUUUGAUGGAGUCAAACGUGAAUGUCCUAACGUUAGAGGGACACCUGGUGGACAAACCUCACUUUCAGACCUUAAAUCGAAAUACUAGCAUAUUUAAUUUCAUGGAAUGUUUGACUUUACUUGAAAUUUUAUUUUUUUUUACAUGUGGUGAUUAUUAAAUUAAGAUUCAUAUUCUAGGGCACUUUGGUUUUAUAUGUUAGGCUUGAUUUUGAUAAAAUUGCGCAUGUUUUACAGUUAAACAGCAUCUAAUUUAACUCACGGCUCCCGUCCAUUUGUUAGGCUUCUUGUGGUUUACAGUUCAUGUUUUUUGUAUCGGGUCAAUGCAAAAAGGAUUAUUCAUAGAACUGCUUGUUAGCUUUAGAAUCACAGCCACAUGUAGCUGCUCAUUCUGAGAUGAUGUCCUGAUUUUUGUUUUAAAAUUUUUUUUUCUCCAUGUUGUGAUGCUUGAACACUUUACUGUGUUGGGGGAAUGUUCCUGGUGUUUGCAUAUUUUCUUUCUUGGUAAUUAACUGAAAAUUAAAACCAGAGAUGCAUCUUCUACAAAAA
This is a messenger RNA of Xiphophorus hellerii (green swordtail), 5014 nucleotides long. RefSeq names its product phospholipid phosphatase 5 (gene plpp5). Gene Ontology annotation, biological process: phospholipid metabolic process; phospholipid dephosphorylation. The record is from RefSeq and is a predicted model, not a curated record. The coding region runs from base 192 to 992 and encodes 266 amino acids. Gene Ontology annotation, cellular component: membrane. The transcript is spliced from 8 exons. Gene Ontology annotation, molecular function: phosphatidate phosphatase activity. NCBI's taxonomy places the organism in Eukaryota, Metazoa, Chordata, Actinopteri, Cyprinodontiformes, Poeciliidae.